This is a messenger RNA of Helicoverpa armigera (cotton bollworm), 1938 nucleotides long. Its product is annotated as Bardet-Biedl syndrome 4 protein. Gene Ontology annotation, biological process: protein localization to cilium; cilium assembly. Gene Ontology annotation, cellular component: ciliary basal body. The coding region runs from base 41 to 1411 and encodes 456 amino acids. The record is from RefSeq and is a predicted model, not a curated record. Gene Ontology annotation, molecular function: protein binding. The transcript is spliced from 10 exons. Lineage: Eukaryota; Metazoa; Arthropoda; Insecta; Lepidoptera; Noctuidae.
CAUUUCCACAAAAAUAUGUCCAUUAGGCUGUCCAGUAACCAUGGCGCUCAUGUUACAAACAAAUAACGCAAUGAAGAAACGUAGAUUUUCUUUGGAAAGUGUGUCUGAUGGCUUCAAUACCGGUUCGCUGAAUUGGUUGCUUCACGCACGCUAUGUCAGAGGAGAACAUUCGCUAUGUCUGGACCUGGCUGAUGAUCUUCAGAAAAAACACAACAAUAAACAUAGAUAUGCUCAUUAUAUAAAGGGUUCCGUACUGGCUGACGCUGGCAGGCUGCAGGAAGCAUUGGAGAGGUAUCACAGCUGUAUACGUCUCCAUCCCCAGGAUCCUGAGCCUUUGAAACAAGUUGCCAACUGUUUGUCACGCCAGCAUCGUUUCCAGCUGUCACACGAGGCGUACUUAGAAGCCGAUAAGUUGACGAAACAUCCGGAUCCUGAUAUAUACUGCGCUCUAGCGGAAUGUUCUUGGAACUUGGGCGAGCUGGAUCGAGGAGUGGAGUGGGCACGGUCUGCGGUGCAGGCGGGAGGCGGGGAGCGAGCUGCCGCCCUCCUUGCCAAAUUGCUACUUGCCCGUAACGACGUGCUCGGUGCUUUAGCAGCGUACGACCAGGCAUUGACUACACAUGCAUGUGGGGCAGACACUUUAGCAGCUGCGGGGGCGUUGAGGUUAAGGGCUGGUGACCCUCGACGGGCCUUCCAGCUCCUCGGUGCAGCCUUAGCCCAGCAGCCUACACAGCAUGCAGCAGCCCUAGCUCUUGCAGCUAUGAUGCUCCAGCAUAAGGACUUGGACGCGGCUCUAGCGAGACUGAAGGCGGCCCUAACUGCGCAUCCGACGUGCGUGGCAGCUCAUGCCAAUUUAGGAAUGGCUUUGUUGGCGAAGAAGAAGUAUAUUGCUGCCCUAACGUGCCUACAACGCGCGUCAUGGGCGGCGCCGCUGAGCGCGCGCGCGGCGCACGACCUGGGCCUGGCGCUGCUGGUGUGCAAGAGACCAGCCUCCGCAUUCUGCAGGCUCGCCACCGCAGCCGCCUUGCAGCCUUUUCAACCCUAUACGGUCCUGCUGAUAGGAAUUGCGUUGGAACGCUUAGAAGACAGCCGAGCUGAUGCCGCUUACGCCCGCGCAGUAGACCUGGCGAGUGACGACCCCCUGAUCAGACUCAACCUCGCGGGCAGGCACGCGAGGGUCGGCCGCCUGGCUGAGGCUGUGGAGGAAGCUGAUGUAGCCGCUGAUUUACUGCAGAAGGAGGAGAAACGUGACGCUCAGCUUGCCAGUUGUCUGGCAACUCUUCAAGCGUUGCUCAUCGAAGCUGGAGCAGAGCUGACUCAUCCACCAGCUUCUAUCCCUGAUGCUGACGACGACGAUGUCACAGCCCAAGAAGGAGGAGAGGAGGAACAGUUUGCACCCGACGAAGUUUAAAUACAAAUGGUGUUAUGAAGAGUGAAACAAAAGAACGCACCGCAAGCUUGGUCGUGCUGCCGCCAUUAAUACUAGGCUACGAUGAAUUAUAUAACGAUUCUAAAGAUGACCAAAAAGGUCAGAAUACCAACCAGGCCCCUAAAGUAGACCCGUCACGCACCAUGAUAGACGUCAAAGGCAGAAGAAAUUAUAGAACUAUACUAAAAGAAAGAAAAGCCAAAAAUGGUACCAAACCGCUCUUAAGCAAUAACCCAGCUGCUGACCCGACAAAUUACCAAGAUCGUUGAUAUCUAAUUGAAAUCGAUACCGAAAAUGUUGCUGUAUCGAGAAGUGUGAAUUGUGAUGUUUGAAUACGAAUAGGGGUUUUAUUUAAAAGUAUUUCUUAGUUUAUAAGUUCAUUAAUUUAUGUAUAGCAAUAUAGUUCAGAUUUUAUGUAAGUAUAAAGUGUUGCCAACAAUCUAAUUUAAUUUGUAGUUGUUGCCAUUUAAAUCAGCAAAUAGUGUGCAAUUAAACAUAAAACAUGAUAA